AUGCAAAAUCAGGCCCUUCUGAACGAAACUGAGAUUUAUUCUUCAAUUCUUGAGGAAGGGCCUUUCCAGCUAUCAUCAUUUCACACAGAUAUACCAUAUAUUGAUAAGAUUGUCAGUUUGCAGCUUAUUCCUGCAAAUGAUUAUUUUCCUUUUCUCAAACGACUACAAUCAUCAGACAAUCCGAGAUCUCUCUUAUCCGAAGUAUUCGAAAAUAUUCCGUUCGAUGAAGAAUCUCUGUUGACAUUUAUCAAUAGUCCAAAUUUAUCACUUAAAUCCAUUUAUAUUUCAUCAUACUACAUUCACUUAGCUUUUCUUACAUGGAUUGCAGCAAAUAAAGAUAAUAGUUUGCCUCCAAAGUCCUUAAUUUCUGCAAUUUCUUUUAUAUCAGAUUCAAGUAUCUUUGGUGAUGCAAAGGAAUCAACAGUAAUUUCACAUUCCAUAUUCUAUUUCUUAUUCAAUGAGUUUUUAUCGAAAGAAAAAACUAAUUUCUCCGACUAUACAUCAUAUCUCGUUAUUUUCCUCACCCAGAAUAGACACUCCCCAGACAUAUUUUAUAAACUUCUACUUCUGGCUGUUCCGACCGCUUCAGAAAGAAAUUUUUCCACUCACAUUGAAGAUAAAUUUUAUGAUUACUUAUUAUUAUGUACUUCACUUGAUUUGCCAUCAAGCGUAGCAUCGGAAUUUAUACAAUCCAUAGUAUACCACAUUUCUGCAUUAGAUUACAAUUCGAUUUCUGUUUUCCAAAAAUUAUGUCCGUAUUUACGGGAAGAAGACAACUUAAACCACUUCAUGGAGCUUAUUUCCAUGGCAAUAGUUAACGCUGCAAGCACAGUUCCCCACUGUUCCGUUCCAGAAAAAGGAGAAAUUGUCGAAGUUGACGAUAGUCAAGCAGAUAACUCACUUUUACAGUUCUUAAACUACGACUCGUUCCCUAAUGGACUUAAUAUCGAAGAAGUGAAAGAUUUAACUGAUGUUUUAACGAUAAAUGACUUAAUUGGUUCAGAUUUCAUCACAAAAAUCGACGUUAUCAUUUCAAUUCUCAAAUUCUACGAAUCAAAAGUGCCAGACUUCAUGAAUAACCUAUUUUCAUGCAUAAAAUGCCAAAUUAAAUCUUCAUAUACGCUUCAACUCUUCGGAGUUGUCCUUUACAUGGCCAAUGCUAUACCACAAAUACAAAACAUGACAAUUCUCGAUGAAAUGUUGCACAGCAAAGCUUUAUUUUGCCCAGAAAUUACAAUUUACAAUAAUCCAGAAAAUUUUGCAUAUUUAAGUCUACUGAGAAACUACGCUUUAAGACUAUUCCUCACCAAACCAGAAAUUCUCAUUAAUUAUCUCUCAGAAGUCAGAAAAUAUCCUUUAUUAUUCGCAGAAAUCAUGUAUAGAUUCAUUGCAAUAGGCGGAAACUCAAUACCAUCGAAUCUUAUUACGAGUUCUCUCAUCAAAUCCGCGUUAUUUUACAGAACAUUUGACAAUGACUCUACAAGAAAGGCCCUUUUGUCAAUUUUCUUCGUUAUUCAUACUACUUUCCAGCAGAAAACAAUAGUCGCUGAGUGCUUUUCCAGCAGAUUCUUCGCCCAAGAAUUUCUUGUAUUUUCAUACGAACCAAAGAUAAGACAAUUCGUCUUAAGCAACGUUAGAAGCUACCUAGUAUCCGAAAAAGAUACCGAUAUCAACCUUUUACACCUGUUAUCAAGUUAUAUGGAUAUAACUUGUCCAAUGUUCCCAGCAAUCAAGAGUGUAGAGCUUGUUUCGGAUUUAUUGCAUACAAUUACCGAUGUUUUGAUCCACAAAUGGCAACUUGCAGGAAUUUUUGAAAAAUUGCUUUUUACUUUGAUAAAAUGUGGCGCAAUCUUAGAGCCAACGCCUGAGAGUGAAGAGUUCAUUGACAGUUUCAUCGGAUAUCUCGCUCAAGUCUCGAUUAUGCACACAUUAACAAAUCCCGAGUUAAAUGCCGUAGAAAACAUCAUCAAAAACAUAUAUCCGAAGGGCCCACCAAUCAAGAUCUUCCUUAAACUCGUCCAAGUUGCUGCUUCCACUGCAUUGGCCUCGCAAUCAACUUCAAUUAUUGUAAAACAACCGAAAGUUUUACAUUUAAUCAUUGAUUUGUACCAAGGCGGCAACUCAUUUGGCGAAGUGAUCCGAUUCCUCGGUGGAAUAUGCCAGUAUUCCUAUAAAAACUGCUUGGCAUUGCAUAUUGGCGAAAUUGAUCUCAAAUUGAUUUCAAUUUUGAAGACAGACCAAGGCGCCGCGAUGUCCACAGAUAUUUUUACAGCUCUCAACAGGAUAUCAACUGUUAUUUCCUCCGUAUCUUUCAUGCAAAAGUACGUUUCUUUGAUUUGUCCUCAAAAUGGCAUAAUUUCCCAACUGAACAUCGACGCUCUGCGGGCAAUUACGAGUAAUAUGUCGAUUGCCAGAAGAAUUCCUUUAGUUUCUAUGCCAUUUUCGAAUGAUUCGAUCAUAACAAUCAAAGAUG
Molecule: messenger RNA, 2473 nt
Organism: Trichomonas vaginalis G3
Lineage: Eukaryota; Parabasalia; Trichomonadida; Trichomonadidae
Product: aggrephagy protein
Exons: 1
Source: RefSeq, a predicted model, not a curated record